CCUGCUCGAUACAACCUUAUUCACAGACUUGACAGUCGCCGCUUUGAAAGCGUUUUUUUUUUCGGGAAAGAGUGCAAAUAAAAAAUUUUAAAUUAAUUAGAGCAAGUGUACAGCCCAAGCAAAAGUGAAAAAUCGCAUAAACGAAACUGGAAAGCAGAGCCAAGGAAUAAACACAAGAUGCCGAGGCGCAACAGGAAAAAGCCCAGGGGCAACACAUAUAAAUCGGAGGAUGACGCCAGCUCCGACAUAGAGGAUUCGGAUGCCGUUAAAAAUAAUGCGGCAAAUAAUGGGGAAGCAGUUGUAGCUCAGGACAACAAUGAUAAUGUUGCUGCGGUGGAGCAACAACAGCAGCAACAACAACAGUUGGAGGAAAGUGGCGACAGUGACAACAGCAAUGAUGACGACGACAACAACCAGCAGCAACAACAGCAACAGCAACAACCUCAACAGCAGCAGCAGCAGCAACAACAACAACAGUUGCAGGAAAGUGACGAUGAAGACGACAGCAAUGACAGCGAGGACAACAACCAGCAACAACAGCAGCAACAAAACAGACAAAAUCCCAACAACAAUGCUGCUGCUGGCAACAACAAUGAGGAGCGCAGCGGCAAAAACACAACGCUAACAAAUUUAAUCAUUAAUUAUCUGCCACAGGAUAUGACAGAUCGUGAAUUGUACAAUUUGUUUAGUAGCUGCGGCUCCAUCAAUACAUGCAAAAUUAUGCGCGAUUUUAAGACCGGAUAUAGCUUUGGUUACGGAUUUGUCGACUAUAAUUUUGAAAAGGACUCCGAGGAGGCUAUACAACAACUCAAUGGAUUUUAUGUGCGCAACAAGCGCUUGAAAGUUUCUUAUGCACGACCCGGCGGGCAAUCGAUCAAGGAUACCAACCUGUAUGUGAUCAAUCUGUCCCGCAACAUCAACGAUGAUCAACUGGAUCGGAUAUUCUCUCCCUUCGGUUUGAUCGUCCAACGUAACAUCUUGAGGGACAGGGUGACGGGUCGUCCACGGGGAGUUGCAUUUGUACGCUAUAAUAAGCGUGAGGAGGCACAGGAGGCAAUCAAGGCACUGAAUAACACAAUCCCCGAGGGGGGAUCUCAGCCAAUGUGUGUGCGGUUGGCUGAGGAGCACGGCAAGGCGAAGGCGGCACAGUUUAUAAGCGGUGGUGGUGGCGGUGGUCCACAUCCGCCGCAUAUGGGACAACAACAACAGCCGUUGCCGGUGCCGCCGCAUCAUAUGAAUCAUCCGCAUAAUAUGCAAAUGGUGCAUCAGCAGCAGCAACAGAUGCAUCAUCAUCAUCAUCAUCAGCAACAACAGCAGCAUCAUCAUCAGCAGCAGCAACAUCAUCAUCAUCAGCAGCAGCAGCAGCAACACCACAAUCAACACCACAACAAUCAACACCAGCAGCAGCAACAUCAUCAACACCACAAUUUGCCACCACAAUUGCCGCAUCACAUGCAACAGUUGCAUCAUCAUGGCGGCGGUGUUGUCGGUCUGCCACAGCCACAGAUGCAUGGCGGUGGUGGUGGUGGCAUCUAUCACCACAAUAUGGCACACAGAGGUAGAUCAAAUAGAACAACACGAUCUCAAAAACCGCAUCCAUAUAACCAUGCACAGAAAUUUAUUUAAAACAAAAUUAAUUUCUUUACACAAUAUUAGCUGCAUCUCACAGGUGAAGUGUUCAUGCUGCCAUUGCCAAUCACAAUAAUGCCAAUGCCCCGACCACCACAACAACAAGAACAACAACAACAGCAGCAGCAGCAACAGCAACAACACGUCCAACAGUUAGAGCUACAACUGCAACAGCAACUACAGCUGCAACUGCAACUGCAACAGUAACUGCAGCGAGGCAACCA
Molecule: messenger RNA, 1853 nt
Organism: Drosophila innubila
Lineage: Eukaryota; Metazoa; Arthropoda; Insecta; Diptera; Drosophilidae
Product: sex-lethal homolog
Exons: 6
Coding region: 178-1626 (482 amino acids)
Cellular component (GO): cytosol; ribonucleoprotein complex
Molecular function (GO): mRNA binding
Source: RefSeq, a predicted model, not a curated record